AUGAACCUAAGUGAAACAAAAACUAUUGAUAAGGAAGUGCUAAAGCUUGUCUUCAUUCUCUCAUGUGUUGUAGGAUCUCGUCUUCGCCAGGAAGACUUUCCCCCACGAAUUGUGGAGCACCCUUCAGAUGUCAUAGUCUCUAAGGGAGAGCCCACCACUUUGAACUGCAAGGCAGAGGGCCGGCCAACGCCCACCAUUGAGUGGUACAAGGAUGGUGAGCGGGUGGAGACUGAUAAGGAUGAUCCCCGGUCCCACAGGAUGCUUCUGCCCAGCGGAUCCUUAUUCUUCUUGCGCAUUGUGCACGGGCGCAGAAGUAAACCUGAUGAAGGAAGCUACGUUUGUGUUGCAAGGAACUAUCUUGGUGAAGCAGUGAGUCGAAAUGCAUCUCUGGAAGUGGCAUUGUUACGAGAUGACUUCCGGCAAAACCCCACAGAUGUUGUUGUGGCAGCUGGAGAGCCUGCGAUCCUGGAGUGCCAACCUCCCCGGGGACACCCUGAACCCACCAUCUACUGGAAAAAAGACAAAGUUCGAAUCGACGACAAGGAAGAGAGAAUAAGUAUUCGUGGUGGAAAACUGAUGAUCUCCAAUACCAGGAAAAGUGAUGCAGGGAUGUAUACCUGUGUUGGCACCAAUAUGGUGGGAGAAAGAGACAGUGAUCCAGCAGAGCUAACUGUCUUUGAACGACCAACAUUUCUCAGGAGACCAAUUAACCAGGUGGUGCUGGAGGAAGAAGCUGUAGAAUUUCGAUGUCAGGUCCAGGGAGAUCCUCAACCAACUGUGAGGUGGAAAAAGGAUGAUGCAGACUUCCCAAGAGGAAGAUAUGACAUCAAAGAUGAUUACACGCUGAGAAUUAAGAAGGCAGUGAGUACAGAUGAAGGCACCUAUAUGUGUAUUGCCGAGAAUCGGGUUGGAAAAGUGGAAGCCUCUGCUACCCUCACAGUCAGAGCUCGCCCUGUUGCUCCGCCACAGUUUGUGGUUAGGCCAAGAGAUCAGAUUGUUGCUCAAGGUCGAACAGUGACAUUUCCCUGUGAAACGAAAGGAAACCCGCAGCCAGCUGUUUUUUGGCAGAAAGAAGGCAGCCAGAAUCUGCUUUUCCCAAACCAGCCCCAGCAGCCCAACAAGAGAUGCUCGGUGUCGCCAACUGGAGAUCUCACGAUUACCAACAUUCAACGUUCCGACGCGGGUUACUACAUCUGUCAGGCCCUCACUGUGGCAGGCAGCAUUUUAGCAAAAGCUCAACUGGAGGUUACGGAUGUUUUGACAGAUAGACCUCCACCCAUAAUUCUACAAGGCCCAGCCAACCAAACACUAGCAGUAGAUGGUACAGCAUUAUUGAAAUGUAAAGCUACUGGUGAUCCUCUUCCUGUAAUUAACUGGUUAAAGGAAGGAUUUACUUUCCUGGGUAGAGAUCCAAGGGCAACAAUACAAGAUCAAGGAACACUACAGAUUAAGAAUUUACGGAUUUCUGAUACUGGCACGUAUACGUGUGUGGCUACAAGUUCAAGUGGGGAGACCUCCUGGAGUGCUGUGCUGGAUGUAACAGAAUCUGGAGCAACAAUCAGUAAAAAUUAUGAUUUAAAUGACUUGCCAGGACCACCAUCCAAACCACAGGUCACUGAUGUUACUAAGAACAGCGUCACCUUGUCCUGGCAACCAGGUACCCCUGGAACCCUUCCAGCAAGUGCAUAUAUCAUUGAGGCGUUCAGCCAGUCAGUGAGCAAUAGCUGGCAGACGGUGGCCAACCAUGUAAAGACCACCCUCUACACUGUCAGAGGACUGCGACCCAAUACAAUCUACUUAUUCAUGGUCAGAGCUAUCAACCCCCAAGGUCUCAGUGACCCCAGCCCCAUGUCAGAUCCUGUGCGCACACAAGAUAUCAGCCCACCAGCACAAGGAGUGGACCAUAGACAAGUACAGAAAGAACUAGGAGAUAUCAGUGUCCGUCUUCAUACUCCUGUUGUGUUGACUCCCACCACGGUUCAAGUCACUUGGACGGUCGAUCGCCAGCCCCAGUUUAUUCAAGGCUACCGGAUUAUGUAUCGUCAGACUUCGGGCCUCCAGGCCACAUCGACAUGGCAGAAUUUAGAUGCCAAAGUCCCAACCGAAAGAAAUGCUGUUUUAGUCAAUCUGAAAAAGGGAGUGACUUACGAAAUUAAAGUUCGACCAUAUUUUAAUGAGUUCCAAGGAAUGGAUAGUGAAUCUAAAAUAGUCCGUACCACUGAAGAGGCCCCAAGUGCCCCUCCACAGUCUGUCACUGUGCUGACAGUUGGAAGCCACAAUAGCACAAGUAUUAGUGUUUCCUGGGAUCCUCCUCCUCUGGAUCAUCAGAAUGGAAUUAUCCAAGAAUACAAGAUCUGGUGUUUGGGUAAUGAAACUCGAUUCCAUAUCAACAAAACCGUGGAUGCAGCCAUUCGAUCUGUUAUAAUUGGUGGAUUAUUCCCGGGUAUUCAAUAUCGAGUAGAAGUUGCAGCUAGUACCAGUGCAGGGGUUGGAGUAAAAAGCGAGCCACAGCCAAUAAUAAUUGGAGGACGUAAUGAAGUUGUCAUUACUGAAAACAAUAACAGCAUAACUGAACAAAUCACUGAUGUUGUGAAGCAACCAGCCUUUAUAGCUGGUAUUGGUGGUGCCUGCUGGGUAAUUUUGAUGGGUUUUAGCAUCUGGUUGUAUUGGCGAAGAAAAAAAAGAAAGGGACUCAGUAAUUAUGCUGUUACAUUUCAAAGAGGAGAUGGAGGACUAAUGAGCAAUGGAAGCCGUCCAGGACUUCUAAAUGCUGGUGAUCCCAGUUAUCCAUGGCUUGCUGAUUCAUGGCCAGCCACCAGCUUGCCAGUAAACAACAGCAAUAGUGGCCCGAAUGAGAUCGGGAAUUUUGGGCGUGGAGAUGUGCUGCCACCAGUUCCAGGCCAAGGAGAUAAAACAGCAACGAUGCUCUCAGAUGGAGCCAUUUAUAGUAGCAUUGACUUCACGACCAAAACCACUUACAACAGUUCCAGCCAAAUAACACAGGCCACCCCAUAUGCCACAACACAGAUCUUGCAUUCCAAUAGCAUUCAUGAACUGGCUGUCGAUCUGCCUGAUCCACAGUGGAAAAGCUCAAUUCAGCAAAAAUCAGAUCUGAUGGGAUUUGGUUAUUCUCUACCUGAUCAGAACAAAGGCAAUAAUGGUGGGAAAGGUGGAAAAAAGAAGAAAAAUAAAAACUCUUCUAAACCACAGAAAAACAAUGGAUCCACCUGGGCCAAUGUCCCGCUACCUCCUCCCCCAGUCCAGCCCCUUCCUGGCACAGAGCUGGAACACUAUGCAGUGGAACAACAAGAAAAUGGCUAUGACAGUGAUAGCUGGUGCCCGCCUUUACCAGUACAAACAUACUUGCACCAGGGUAUGGAAGAUGAAUUAGAAGAAGAUGAUGAUCGGGUCCCAACACCUCCUGUCCGAGGCGUGGCUUCUUCUCCUGCUAUCUCCUUUGGACAGCAGUCCACUGCAACUCUUACUCCAUCCCCACGAGAAGAGAUGCAACCCAUGAUGCAGGCUCAUCUGGAUGAGUUGACAAGGGCCUAUCAGUUUGACAUAGCAAAGCAAACAUGGCAUAUUCAAAGCAAUAAUCAACCUCCGCAGCCCCCCGUUCCACCAUUAGGUUAUGUGUCCGGAGCCUUGCUUUCCGAUUUGGAAACAGAUGUUCCAGGUGAUGAUGCUGAUGAUGAGGAAGAAGCUUUAGAAAUCCACAGGCCCCUGAGAGCACUAGAGCAGACACCGGGAUCCAGUAUGGACAAUCUAGACAGCUCUGUGACAGGUUCAAUGGUAAAUGGAUGGGGCUCUGCAUCUGAUGAGGAUCGUAACUUUUCUAGUCAUAGAUCUAGUGUAGGUAGCUCCUCAGAUGGCUCCAUCUUUGCCAGCGGCAGUUUUGCACAAGCACUGGUGGCAGCAGCAGAUAAAGCUGGUUUUAGGCUGGAUGGAACCAGCCUUUCAAGAACAGGCAAAGCCUUUACCUCCUCUCAAAGACCUCGACCAACCAGCCCGUUUUCUACUGAUAGUAACACCAGCGCAGCUCUGAGUCAAAGUCAGAGGCCUCGGCCCACAAAAAAACACAAGGGAGGACGAAUGGACCAACAACCAGCAUUGCCUCAUCGAAGGGAAGGAAUGACAGACGAGGAGGCCUUGGUGCCCUAUAGCAAGCCCAGUUUCCCAUCUCCAGGCGGUCACAGUUCAUCAGGAACGGCUUCCUCAAAAGGAUCCACAGGACCCAGGAAAGCCGAGGUACUGAGGGGAGGCCACCAGCGCAAUGCCAGCGACCUUCUUGACAUAGGAUAUAUGGGCUCAAAUAGUCAAGGACAGUUUACAGGUGAAUUAUGCAACGCAAUUUAA
Trichechus manatus latirostris (Florida manatee) is the source of this 4356-nucleotide messenger RNA. RefSeq names its product roundabout guidance receptor 2 (gene ROBO2). The record is from RefSeq and is a predicted model, not a curated record. The transcript is spliced from 27 exons. Gene Ontology annotation, molecular function: protein binding. Lineage: Eukaryota; Metazoa; Chordata; Mammalia; Sirenia; Trichechidae. Gene Ontology annotation, biological process: cell-cell adhesion. Bases 1 to 4356 code for a protein of 1451 amino acids.